Molecule: messenger RNA, 5286 nt
Organism: Ochlerotatus camptorhynchus
Lineage: Eukaryota; Metazoa; Arthropoda; Insecta; Diptera; Culicidae
Exons: 2
Coding region: 1-5286 (1761 amino acids)
Biological process (GO): DNA integration
Molecular function (GO): nucleic acid binding
Source: RefSeq, a predicted model, not a curated record
AUGCUUUGCGCACGCUUGGAUUGCGCAACGCUCAAGCAAUGGGAACAGCAUCACAAAUCUACCGAAGUUCCAAGGUAUGAGGAUGUGAUUGAGUUUAUGCGCGGACAUUGUUCUAUCCUGCAGUCUUUAUCGUCGUCGAAGCCCCGCACUGCAGACCUGCUCAAACUCGAACCAGUUCGGUCGCAGAAACCGAAGUUUAGCCAUGCAGUAACUACUAACUCAUCAUCGAAAUGCUGUCCAUUCUGUACACAGUCCUCGCACUCGCCUUUCCACUGCGAGACUUUUCGCAAGCUUCCCGUUUCCCAACGGUUCGAAAUAGUGAAGAAAAAUUCGCUGUGCAUAAAUUGCUUCUCGCCAUCCCACCUCGUAAAGCAAUGCUCGUCCAGUUGCUGUCGAGUAUGUGGACAAAAACAUCAUACCAUGUUGCACCAAAAUACCACACUUCGUUCGUCGGAUGCCAUUCCGAAUCCCAAACCACCAACAACACAUAACCAAUCUCAGUCCACUCGAUGUACUACAGCUGCUCCACCUCAGUCCGCCUCAUCCCAGUCUUUGCAACCACCAAAUGUUGUAAUUCCGCCUACUUGUACCCCAUCUACCAGCCAUGUGUCGACUACCCUUCUCGGCAGUGUUCGAACCGUUCCUCUGACUGUGUUGCUGCAAACUGCGAUGGUGAAGAUCUCUGAUAUCAACGGGUAUGCCGUGUGGGCUCGAGCUUUGUUGGAUCCUGCCUCGCAGCUGAACUUGAUGACGGAGCAGCUGUCACAGAAACUGAAGCUGCGACGUAUCAAAACUCAUCAGGAGAUUGGAGGUGUAGGGAAUGCCACUGUCGUUUCAUCCUACGCCGUCGACGCUCGAAUCGAAUCACAUUGUUCGAACUUCAUCGCUGAUUUCUCAUUCCACGUACUACCGGGGAUCACUCGCGAUCUUCCUGCAAGGGCAUUGAGCACCCAAGAGUGGAGCAUACCAGUUAAUCUCGUUCUCGCUGAUCCUACCUUCCAUCAACCUGGUCCCAUCGACAUGAUACUUGGGAUGGAGGUCUACUAUGAACUCGUCGAAGAAGGUUUGGUACGUCUUGGUCCAGAUCUACCAGUGCUGCAGAGAACCGUACUCGGAUGGGUCGUUUCCGGCAAGGUUGGCUCAUCUCCGUCACCCACAAUCAGCUUUGUCCACGUCUGCAGUAUCAGUUCGCUCGAAGAUCAAUUGGUACGCUUUUGGGAACUAGAGUCGUGCCAAUCUAGCAGUACCCUAUCCAUCGAAGAAACGCUUUGCGAAGCGCAUUUUGCAGCUACAACUACACGGGAUGAUACAGGACGUUUCGUAGUUCAACUUCCGAAAAGGUCGACAGUCCUCUCAACACUCGGAAACUCAAAAGAGAUUGCCACUCGUCGUUUUCUCGCUCUGGAGCGACGCCUGAACGCUAAUCUAUUGCUUAAGAAAGCGUAUUCAGACUUCAUUGAGGAGUAUCAUCGGCUAGGACAUAUGGAGGAAGUCACCGAUUCGGAAGAACUAAAGCCCAAUACUCUUUCGUAUUAUCUGCCCCACCAUUGUGUCGUUAGACCUGAUAGCCUGACUACCAAACUUCGGGUAGUAUUUGAUGCUUCGUGCGCAACGGAUACCGGAGUAUCCCUCAACGACGGAUUGAUGGUCGGUCCCGUCGUUCAAGACGAUCUGGUGUCAAUCACUUUACGGUUUCGGAUCCCUCGGUACGUGAUUGUGUCGGAUAUUGAGAAAAUGUACCGGCAAAUCCUACUUUUCCUGCUUGAUCGGCGUUAUCUCAAGAUUCUUUGGCGAAAUUCUCCAUCGGAACCUUUGCGAACUUUCCAACUUACGACCGUGACUUACGGUACUUCGUGCGCUCCCUACCUGGCAACCAGGUGCCUCCAGGAAAUCGCUAGAAUUGGAGAAGCCACACAUCCAGAAGCAUCUAAAGUCGUAUCCAAGGACUUCUACAUGGAUGACCUAUUAACUGGCGUUGAUGACGUCAGCGAAGGGCAGCAGCUUUGUUCCCAGUUGUUGAACCUGCUUCAGUCUGCUGGAUUUUGUCUUCGGAAAUGGUCUUCGAAUUGUCCGGAGGUCCUCAAACAUCUUCCUGCAGAUCUACGAGACGAACGAACAGUUUUCGACCUAAAUUCUUCCUCCGCUCCGAUCAAAACGCUAGGACUGAAAUGGCAGACUACGACAGACGAUUUCCUCUUCGACGUACCGAUAUGGAACGAUACAGCUACAAUUACCAAAAGAGUCGCGCUAUCGGAUGCUGCCAAACUUUUUGAUCCUCUGGGACUGGUCGGUCCGGUAAUCGUACAGGCCAAAAUCUACCUCCAAGACUUGUGGCGGUGUCAGAAGAAAUGGGAUGAACCUCUCGAUGAUGAACUUCAGCAACGAUGGCUUGAAUUCCGGGAAAACCUCGAAGCUCUCCGGAAUCUUUCUGUUCCUCGAUGGGUUAUACCAGCUAUCAAACCAGUGUUGAUUGAAAUGCAUGGAUUCUGCGAUGCAUCAGAAAAGGCCUAUGGCGCAUGCAUUUACCUUCGUGCUGUAGCUGAUGACGGAUCAGUUAAAGUAAACCUCCUCGUCGCAAAAUCAAAGGUAGCCCCCCUUGGAGACUCUCGAAAGCAGAAACGGGUCUGCUUACCUAGGCUGGAACUUUCGGCAGCACUGCUCCUGGCACACUUGUUCCAGAAGGUGCAAAACGCCAUCACUCUCGAUACUAAGUCGUUUUUCUGGUCAGACUCCACCAUUGUCCUCCAUUGGCUAGCCUCUACUCCGUCCCGGUGGAAGACGUUUAUUGCAAACCGGGUCUCGGAGAUACAACAUGCAACGGCUGGUGGAUUAUGGGCUCACGUCUCGGGCACGGAGAACCCUGCAGAUAUAAUCUCUCGGGGAAUGGAUCCCGAGCAACUCUCAUCGACCAAGGCUUGGUGGCACGGGCCCGACUGGUUAGCGCAUCCCUCUCGCUUUUGGCCUGCUUUCGUGCAUACAUCGGAUGAAGAUUUCAUCAUGGAAGACCUCGAAGAACGACCAGUUGCCCUAGCAAUCCAGACUGUUCCACCAAAUCCAAUAUUCGCUCUACGGUCAUCGUAUACAGUGCUGCUGCGUUUAGUUGCGUGGGUUCGAAGAUUUUCCUUCAAUUCGAAUCCUGCUAACCGAACACAACGUCGUAGAGGUUUUCUGACCGCAAUAGAACUCGAAGAAGCCAACAGAUGUCUCGUUCGAAUAACUCAACAUGAAACCUUUCGAGAAGACUUCGUUUCGUUGACCAACACUGGAGAGGUCAAACCGUCCUCCAAGUUGAAGGCACUAACACCGUUCGUUGAACAAGGCAUCCUGCGAGUUGGUGGCCGGCUACGUCACGCUACAAUUUCUUCAGAUCGGAAACACCCAAUGAUUUUGCCCUCCAAGCACCCGUUCUCCGAACUGGUCGCUCGAUACUACCAUCAGAAAAUGCUACAUGCAGGACCGCAAUUGCUAAUAGCAAGCAUUAGGGAGAAAUUUUGGCCUUUGCGCGUUCGGAACCUUGCGCGAAGAAUCGUACAUUCCUGUGUCAACUGCUUCCGCUGUCGUCCAAGAAUCCAACAGCAAAUCAUGGGCGAUCUUCCGGCAGAACGUGUCUCUCCAACGUUACCGUUCUUGUGCACAGGCGUUGAUCUGUGUGGUCCGAUCAACUUUCGCUAUCCUCAACGUAAGUCGCAGCCGAUCAAGGGUUACGUUGCAGUAUUCGUCUGCCUCUCGAUAAAGGCAGUUCAUAUAGAGCUCGUGGGAGAUCUCUCAACGGGAUCGUUCCUUGCUGCCCUCAGGCGCUUCAUCGCACGUCGAGGCAAACCAAAACUCAUAGAGUGCGACAACGCACAGAACUUUCGUGGUGCUUCUCGGGAAGUAGCAGAACUUGCCAAGCAGCUUAAAGACCAGCAGUUGCAGAACGCCGUCACUCGGUCGUGUGGCGAAGACGGCAUAGAAUUUAAAUUCAUUCCUCCUCGUUCCCCAAACUUUGGUGGCUUGUGGGAAGCAGCCAUCAAAUCUUUCAAGACCCAUCUUAAAUCCACUCUUGGAAACUCGAUCCUAACGGUCGAACAGCUUACGACACUUCUAGCACAAAUCGAGAGUUGCAUGAAUUCUCGGCCUCUAACACAGUUAUCGACUGACCCUGAAGACCUCGAUGUCCUGACCCCAGGGCACUUCCUAAUCCAUCGCCCGCUCACAGCCAUUGCGGAACCUUCGCUAGGAGACCUACCUCCCAACCGAUUAGAUCGUUGGCAGGAAGUUCAAGAAUUCCUUCGUCGUCUCUGGAAGCGCUGGGCCACGGAAUACCUGUCCGGGCUGCAGCCAAGAACGAAAUGGACCCGCGAAAAGGACAACAUCGCUAUCGGAACUUUAGUUCUGGUGAAAGACGAUGGACUACCACCCCUUAAAUGGCGCUAUGGCAGAGUGGUUCACAUCUUCAGGGGAGACGACGGAAACAUCCGUGUCGUCAUAGUGAAGACCAAGGACGGAGAGGGCGCCAAAAAACUCUCUGUUGCCAACAACAUUCGGUACCGACGUCCGCCACGGUACAAUCUGGAGCGACUGAAGCUGCCCGAAGUCGCAACUGAUUACGCGCAAUGCCUCGACGCAGCGUUGCCGGAUGAAGUAGAGUUCACCGAAGCCCCUCUUGAGGUCUGCUGGAAUAGCGUGAAAACAGCCAUUGGGUUUGUGGAGCGGAAUCGACGGAACGAUCGGUUCGACGAGGAGUGUCACAGACGGUUUUGGACGAGAAAUCAUCUUUUCCGGGAUAAGAAGCGCCGUCUGGAAGAGCUGGAGUGCGAAGAAAUGCAGCAGCUGUAUCGUUCUCACGAAACGCGCAAGUUCUACGAGAUACUCAACGCAUCCCGCAAAGGCUUUGUGCCGCGAACCGAAAUGUAUCGGGAUAAAAAAGGAGGUAUCUUGACAGACGAACGUGAGGUGAUUGAAAGGUGGAAGCUGCCCUACGAUGAACAUCUGAAUGGCGCAGAGGCAGAGGACCAAGGCAGCAGGAGGAAUGGCUUCGUCGGUACAGCGGAUGAGGGGGGCAUGCCAGCUCUCACGAUAGGUGAAGUUAAGGAUGCUAUCCGACAGCUUAAGAACAACAAAUCAGCUGGUAAAGAUGGUAUCGGAGCGGAACUUAUUAAAAUGGGCCCGGAUAAGUUGGCCACUUGUCCGCACCGACUGACAGUCAGGAUCUGGGAUACAGAACAGCUACCGGAGGAGUGGAAGGAGGGAGUAAUAUGCCCAAUGUAUAAAAAAGGCGACAAGCAAGAAUGUGAGAACUAUUGA